AUGUUGAUAUCAUCAAAAGUUGUGUGGUGCCGUUUUUUAUUAAACGAGACACUUUUUCACAUGUCUGUUAGACGGGGCAGAGUCAUUCGAGUAGUUUCAUCUGGCUGGAGGAAUCAUCCACUUUACACAACUAUGGCCUCCACUUAUACAAUUACGGAGGGGAGCAAAGUCUCAUCAUGUCAACCAGACUGGGUCUCCAGGACUCCUGCGGAUAAUCCCGGUUCCUCUUCCAAUUUUUUUUCAGCAUCAUCGUCGUCUGUCAACGGGGGUCUCGCAGCACCGCCGCGCAUCCCACCGCCGGGGCGACGCGUGUCACGGUGGUUCUUCCCCGGCUUCACAGCAGAGGAGGCGCACCGGGAAGGAGUCGAGACUUCCGCAGAUAAGACGGCUGUGUCGUCAAGCAGAGGAGAAAAAAGGACAUUAACAUCCUCUGCAUCGCCGAAGAAUACGACCGUGCUGCCGUCUUUAUCAACGGAAUCGCGUCCAAUGCAACCCGCAGGGUAUAAUUUGGCUUGGCGGCAAGAAGACAAGAUUGAGCGUACACACGUUGUGCAAGGAGCGACGAAAAAGGCUCCCGCCACGAAUAUUACUACUCCCCGAGGAAAUGCGGCACCGUUUUCGAGCACCUCGUUGGAUGAUGAUCUUCCUUCUGCCUUCCGCGAUUAUCAAGAGCGACGCAACCAGAGUAUCAAGGCCUUUUUGUCCACGGCAUUGGGCAGCGCCUUCACAAAGGCUGGAAUGGAUAGCGAUGGGCUCCGCACUAGUUUUUCCGCUGCCGCAUCCGAGGCAACAAAAGAGGCGGUUGGCCUUCGCCGUAUAUCACCCAAAGUGCUCAUAUCGUUUCUUCCCGGGCCGGACAAUGCGUGGAACUGGGUUGACAUCUCAGCGCACCCGACGGCUUCCCUUGACGAGUACCGGGGUGCCCUCUCCCAAGUGUUGAUUGACCUCGGUACGCAUGAAACGCUUGUCAGCGAUGCACUGGAACCGAUGCUUUUGCCACAGACAACUGUAAUGGAUGGGUGUCAUUGCCUUGUUGUCCGCUACGCCGAAGACGUUUCGAAGGCCUGCAUGGACGGCUUUCAAGAGCUUACGAAUCGUCUCACCAUUCUUGUGACAGACACACGGGUGAUGACGAUUCACCGUACGCAUUGUGAAUUUGUGGAAAAUAUAAAAUGGAACUGGUUGAACUUAAUGAAGGAGCAUGGAAUACAGGGUAAAACGUUUCUUUUGAAUCUUCUUGUAAAGGAAUCUGUGGACACGUUUAACACCGCCCUCACGUGCUGCAUUGUGGAGUUUGAUAACUACGAAGGAAGUCUCUUCUCUUCGAAACGUCAACGAUCCACGCUGGCACGCGAGAUGUAUCACAUCAAGCGUCGAGCAUCCGUGUAUGCGCGAGUAUUAGUACUGACGGGCGAAGCCUAUAGUCAAUUGUGUGGUGCCCUUUCUAUCAUGCCAAACGAUGUACAAUUUCAAGAUGUACAGCAAGAUAUUGCCCAUGUAAGAUCCUUGUCAGAAGAGCUGCACAACAAUGCUGAGUCGGGGUUGCAGCUUCUUUUUCAACUUUCCUCCUUUCAACUCAAUGAACUCAUGCGGGUGUUGACGAUAUUUAGCGCCUUUUUUAUUCCAUUGAGCUUCGUUGCCUCCAUUUAUGGCAUGAAUUUUGAGCACCUGCCACUUUUAGAAGAUGAAUAUGGCCAUAUGUACUGCAUCGCAAUGAUGGUAGCAGUGGGGGGAGGCCUUGGUGUGUGGUUCAAGUUAAGGCACUUCAUUUGA
Molecule: messenger RNA, 1773 nt
Organism: Trypanosoma cruzi
Lineage: Eukaryota; Euglenozoa; Kinetoplastea; Trypanosomatida; Trypanosomatidae
Product: magnesium and cobalt transport protein, putative
Exons: 1
Coding region: 1-1773 (590 amino acids)
Biological process (GO): metal ion transport; transmembrane transport
Cellular component (GO): membrane
Molecular function (GO): cobalt ion binding; magnesium ion binding; cobalt ion transmembrane transporter activity
Source: RefSeq, a predicted model, not a curated record